Punctularia strigosozonata HHB-11173 SS5 is the source of this 1359-nucleotide messenger RNA. Its product is annotated as 6-phosphogluconate dehydrogenase C-terminal domain-like protein. Gene Ontology annotation, molecular function: oxidoreductase activity. The transcript is spliced from 7 exons. Gene Ontology annotation, cellular component: cytoplasm. The record is from RefSeq and is a predicted model, not a curated record. Bases 1 to 1152 code for a protein of 383 amino acids. NCBI's taxonomy places the organism in Eukaryota, Fungi, Basidiomycota, Agaricomycetes, Corticiales, Punctulariaceae.
AUGUCGCACACUUCGAGCGCGGUGCGAUUCCUGGAAGAAACUAGGGAACCAUCCGAUGGCAAAGCCGAAUUGCUGGCUAUCGGUGCGAUGACACUUUGGGGCCUGCUGACGCUGGGGAAGGGAACCGCAUUCGUUGCUUGGACGGCCAUAUAUCCACAAACUACCGUAAAGACGCCGCAAGGCGCCGCAGAACGCGAAUACGCCUUCGUUCUGUGUUGCUUCAAAGCACUUCCCGACGUGCUGUCCACCCCAGCGCUUCUCGGACCGCUUCUCACCAGAACGCGCACCUUCGUUCUCGUUCAGAACGGCGUAGGUAUUCAUGACGAUUUGCAACGAGUCGUUCCAGGCGCCACCAUCAUAACGGCCUGUGCAUGGAUUGAUGCGACAUUGGUCGCGAAUGGGACAAAGCUCCAUCAGACCGGCCCUGAAAAGCUCUCUUUUGGGUUCCAUCCUCCUUCCACCGGCAUCUUUACCCAGAGGGUAGCUGGCAUCGAUCUUGACCAUCCCAACGCUUCGGCUGCCAACUUCUCCCGGGCAGAUGCCCAAGGGGCUGUGGAUCUAUUCGCGAGCCUUCUUCGUGCGGGCGGUGCGGAUCCGGACCCCACAAAUGACAUCAACUUCCAGAGAUGGAGAAAGGUCCUUUGGAAUGCAUGUUUCUCGACGCUAUGUACGAUGUCGAGGGGAAGCAUGGCGGAUAUUAUGUCCUCUUCCGUCGAGGCUUACCGCACGACAAUACCUGCCGUCCGGGAGAUCAUGAGGGAGGUGAUAUCCGUUGCGUACGCGUACGGAGGCGUUCGCCCCGGAAGUCUCGACGCCGCGCCGGACGCAAUCAUCGCCGACGCGAUCCAGCAGUACGCCGACUUUGACCUGCUCAGGCCGUCCGCUGGGAAGGUUCGGGAGGCACCGAGUAGCUUCAGACCUAGCAUGCUUGUCGACCUGGAGGCUGGACGGCCUAUAGAAGUGGAAGUCAUCGUAGGCAACGUGCUCCGGGCUGUGGCGCGCGGUUCAGCAGGAGAAACGAAUGCCGAGUUGAGGCCGGAGGCGGAACUUGGAAAUGCCACUGCGGGCGUCGUCAGUACUCCGAGGUUAGAGUUGAUAUACGGCACCCUCAAGGUCAUUCAAUCGAAGCUGCUGCAAGGCCGGGCAUUGUAAUGACGUAGGCCGCUGUGCUCGUAGCAAUUAGGCUCGGAGUAGGCAUGGACCAAGUCAACGGAACGUUCGCCUGUGCAUGUGUGUUUGCGAUCGUCGAUUGCUCCCAAGUUCAAGUGAGUCGAGCUGGGAGGUCCUCGCGGCAGGCCGUGCAGUGGUGAUCGAGGGUUAGUCAUGGAGAAACUGCACAAGCUAUCUAUCGUAGAUCCU